CCAAAUUUUCGCACAAAUUUUAGUCCAGUCCAGAUGUCACUUUUUUAUUGGUUCAGGUACACAUGGCAGCAUAUAAAAGGGAAACAGUGUCAGAUUUUUUCAAGGAUCCCAAUUACACAGUGCCACAUCACAAACAGAUCCAAACUUUCUCUCUCCAUUCUGUUAGAUCAAAAAAACAGAUUCACCAAGAACACAAGAACCAAAACCGAAAAUUCAUCAGAAAUUCUCAGAGAUUCGUGUACGAAUCUUCAUCAUCGAAUCGAUUCCACCGCAAUACAAGGUGCGAAUUCCUCACCGGAGGUGAAGAACUCCAGCACCGAUCACGGUGGGAGAAGAAGAAGGCAAACCGAAUCUGCACAGAGGAAGGAGAAGAAGACAGAACCAAAGAAACAGCAAGCAACACGCAAACAAGCAACGCGCACGCAAACAAGCAACGCGCACGCAAGCAAGCAACACGCAAGCAAGCAGCGCGCACGCAAGCAAGCAACACGCAAGCAAGCAGCGCGCACGCAAGCAAGCAACAAGCAAGCAAACACGCGGAGCAACAAGAACGUGAAGAACGCGAAGAACACGAAGCAACAACGCCAAGCCAAGAGUCACCGCAAUCGUGAGGUAUGAAGAAAACUAAGUGCUACAAGUUCAAGGAAGUGGAUUUGGUUAGUU
Messenger RNA from Medicago truncatula (barrel medic), 663 nucleotides. RefSeq lists its product as uncharacterized. The coding region runs from base 34 to 618 and encodes 194 amino acids. The transcript is spliced from 2 exons. Lineage: Eukaryota; Viridiplantae; Streptophyta; Magnoliopsida; Fabales; Fabaceae. The record is from RefSeq and is a predicted model, not a curated record.